GUUCCUCUCGCUGCUGAGCCCAGCUUCAGCAGCCAGGGUCCUCCCGGCCAGUGGCCUGCGCUUGCACAGGACCCGCCGGAGCAAAGCCAAAGCCCUUCCGGGCAGGCCCUUUCGCCUGCAGAGGCGCCCGCUGAGCCACCGCGCGGUGGCCAGCCCGGGCUGUGGCCUGACACACCCGCAGAGGUUCCCAGGUCUCCGGAGCCCGGGCACAGCGAGAGCGUUUCCAGCCAGUGGCCUGCACCUGGACAGGUUGCUGCAAAUGGGCCCAGCAGCAAUGCCCUUCAGUGGCCUCCAUCAGUUGAGUUGGCGUCGGAGCAGUGGCCGGAAACAGCUGCAGAGGCUUCCACGCCCAUCCGAUGGCCCGAUGCCCCUUUGCAGGUCUCAAGCGAGACGCAGCAAGCGACGCAGAGCCCGGCACAGGAGCCAGCUGCUUUCAGCUCUACUCCACCGAUGAAGGCCCCUGACGACUCGGCAGAAGUUCCUGUGGCAUCAUCCCCGGCAGAGGCCGCUGACUCGGCAGCUGUGAGAGCUGUCGCUGCGUGGCCCGAGCCAACUCAGGCAAUGUCAAGUGCCGAUCCGUCAUCUGCCACAAUGGACUGGCCCUCACACAUGCAGGCGUCAGAUGGGGCCUUUGGUUGGCCGGCAGCGCCUGUCGAGGCAGAGGCCCCGGUGCCUUCGUCCUGGCCAUCACCAACAGAGGAGGUGUCGCCCCCAUCUGCAACCAAGGCCAGCGACCUGACUUCCAGUGCCACCGACACACAGCAGCCGAAGGUGGCUGUGUCGCUGCCUUUGGGAUCUUUGCCAAGUGGUGCCAAGUCUGCAGAGGAGCCGGAAGAGCUUCCGAGCUGGUGGCCGAAGGGAAGCUGA
Molecule: messenger RNA, 867 nt
Organism: Symbiodinium sp. CCMP2456
Lineage: Eukaryota; Dinophyceae; Suessiales; Symbiodiniaceae
Source: the annotation of a GenBank genome assembly